UUAGUUGUAGUAGGAGGAGGCGAACACCGAAGGAAACAAGUGUGUGUGUGUGUGUGUAAGCGUGCCUGUGUCGUACUGGCAACUGCUGGCAGUAUCAAUUUACAUUAUCAGCAGUCGAUUUCACCUUAAUAUGCACGCAGAGAAGACGAACACGCCGAUGCGAUUACACAAGCGAGCAUUUCCAUAUAAAUGCGCUGGCCAUAUGAAUUAGUGUUGCGAACAAGGACUAAAUUCUACCCUGUGAAAACCAUACUAGGAAAGAACGAAUACUUGUAAUUUAUUGCGCGUGUGUGUGUGAGAGAGAGUGUUGUUUAUUUACGACAACUAUUUUGGGUGCUUUUGUUGUUAAUUUCAUUCAACCAUAAUAUUUUGUAGGGACCGUAUCAAGAGAAAGAUUUUUGCUUAUUUGUGUUCUAAUGUUUGACAUUAUAUCGACGCACUGGAGUUAACGUUCAUCAUCGUCAGUCAGUCCAUCAUCUCGAUGUGAACAGCAUUCAUAUGUAUGCGCAUCGCUGUAUGUAUAAUACAUAUACAUCUUGAAAAUUGCUCCUGUUUUACUCUUCAUUUCAUCUGAUUUGACGUAUAUAUUUUACAUGCAUACGAUCGUGUGUAGAUACGUUCCCGUAAAAAAUAUUUACACACGAAUUUCACCAAUAUCCGUUCAAAAUUACUACUAUCGGAGAAUAGCUGCGGAGAAGUAUACUUCAGUGAAGUCACUCGGUCUGGUCAAUACAUCUUCUUUAUUGCUGUUGUGAGAUAAUUGAUGUUACACACUACUUGGACAUAAAUACAAACACAUAUUUUCUUCAGUUUUGUGUGUGUAUAUAUAUACAUAUAUAUAUAUACACACACACGUAUUUAUAUUUGUUCAUAUUUACAUAUAAAUAUAUUUGUACACAAACAUACACAUGAACAUUUAUAUACACACACAUACACACACAUAUAUUCAUUACGUUAACAACAACAAUAAAACGGCAACACAUUGCGAGCAGGGAAUCUAAUAACUCCAUAUCGCUAUAGCUUUUACUGAACCACUGUAAACAACCAUGUCGGAGAAAGCGGCAGAUCUUCCUGAAAUUUUGGAGUUAAAUGUUGGUGGAGUGUCUUACACAACUACAUUAAAUACACUAAGGAAAGAACCUGAUUCUUUACUUUCACAGAUGUUUUCAAACUCUGGAAAAACGCCGAUUUUACGAGAUUCGAAAGGAAAGUUUUUUUUGGAUCGCGAUGGUGUGCUUUUCAGAUACAUUCUUGAUUACUUACGAAAUCAAAAACUGAUUCUACCUGAGAAUUUUCACGAAAAAGAUCGUCUGAAGACAGAAGCUGAAUAUUUCCGUCUGCCAAACUUGGUUCGCAAUCUUUCUACAAUAAGUGUUUCAAGAUCCAUAGGACAAUCGACAAACGUUUGUUGUAACGGGUUGAUAACUGGCAAGCAACCCGGCUACAUUACUGUUGGAUAUCGUGGGACAUUUGCCUUUGGAAGGGAUGGGCUUGCCGACGUCAAAUUCCGAAAGCUUGCCAGAAUAAUUGUCUGUGGGAAGGUAUCUCUCUGUCGAGAGGUAUUCCAAGAUACUUUGAAUGAAAGUCGGGACCCAGAUCGCGGAACAGAAGACCGGUAUACGUCUCGAUUUUUUCUCAAACACACUUUCUUGGAACAGGCAUUUGACAUGCUUGUAGAACAGGGGUUUUACAUGGCUGGUUCUUGCGGCUCCGGUACCAACAGUGCCGGAGAAAUCAAGCCAGGACUCGACACGGAAGAAUCAAAAUGGCAGCAUUAUAAUGAGUUCAUUUUCGAACGUCGAUGAGAAUUUCCUGAGAUAUGCACUGAAGUAAACAACGUUAGCAGAAACCAGGACUAAAAACAAGAUUUAAAAGAAACAGUUGAAAAUUCAAAGAAAAUCAUGCACCAAACACAAUCAAAAGGAUAUAUGUAAACAUACUGUAUAAAAUACACACACACAUUUGAAAUAUAUUCACGCACACAACAGUAUGAAAACAGCUGAAGUUUAAAUCAGCGAAAGAAUUGUAUAAACUAUUUCGAAGUAUUCAUUUAUAUACACAGGCCUAAGAAAUCAAUAGAAUUUAAUAACAUAUUGGUUACAUGUGAAAACGAAUGAAAUAUAUACAUAGUGGCACUUGAAAAUUGUACUUAAGAUGAAGAAAUACGAAGAUCGAAAGUUAUGUUAGAACAAUAUCUAUAACAGAGAAAACUAAACCGAAAACAUUAGUAAUAACAUAAAUUCAAAGUUGUGUAAAAGACAAACAUCCAUACCUAUUAUAUAUCUUUAAAAAUACAAACACAUAUUUGGAACCUAUAGGUAAUGACAACAAACAGAAUUACGUAAAGCAAGCAACGUAUAUAAUCACACACUAACAAACUUCACAUCAUUUGUAUAGAACGAAAAGGAAAGAAAGUAUAACUGAAUUUAAAACCCCAAAAUAUAGUAGAUCUUUUAAUAUACAUCUAUGUUUAAGAAAAUCCCAGGAAAAGCUUAUUUAACAAAGUCUGGCUGUAAUUCAUAGCAGUUUUCCGCCAGGUGCUGUGCUUCACUUUUUUGGCACUUUAGACCAGCGUCAAAAUGAAUGGAGGUGAACUGGAAAAGGAAAAAAAAAACUGAAGAAAGCAAAAUAAUAAUGUUAAUAAACCCCAAAAUGGCAGAUGAUAUGAAUUUCAUAGGACUUUUACACGUUAACUCAUUGAGAAUCAAGUGGUUAGAUUCACAAUUCCAAAGGUGAAAUAAGUGUCAAAAAACCGGAGAAACAAACAGGAAGAAAACUGAAAAGGUUCGGCAAGAAAAUUCAGCUGUUACAGUUUCUGUUUAUCGAGUAUACACCUCCUGCUCUUCGUCACACCAUGUUAUCUGUAUUUAAUCAAUAUAGUCACAGCCUGAUAUAGACCCCUAUACACCAAGAUACUUCAGAUUGACUAUGACUGAAGAAGAAUAACAAAAGGAGAAAGAAAUGCCAGUGUAAUAUAAUACGAAUGAAUUGAUGAUAUCACGAAUGGACAAAAUUCCCGAUAUACCAAUUUUAGACAUGGAUAUUAUGAAGUAAAUUUAAGAGGAGAUUAGAAUGAAUAAAAUUUACGCAAUCAAUAGACACCACAAAGAACGAUUAAUUGAGCUGUAUUAAAAAUAUUAAAAUUUUGAAACUGUGGUAAUGUAAUAUUAGGACAGUCUUCCAGUGAGACUAUUGAAUACCUCAGAAACAUAUUUUACGAAGAGGAUGCUUAUAAUUAUAUCACACUGAAUAUUUUAGUGAAAUAUUAUCAAGAAACUUUUGAAAGAAAAAUUACUUGUUCUUUGAAAGAAUUUCCAAAAUAGAACCGUUAAGACAUUAAUAGAAAUAUCAAAGAUCAAUAAUAAUAUUAAACAGAUGUGCGUCAAUACAGUAUGUCAAUCCGACUUGAAAGUGGAGUAGUUAAUAGCCAGGCAUCGAAAGUAAUUCACGGGCAAUUACACCGUUUACUUUCACUAAUAUAUAUUUUGAAGAAAUCAAAAAAUAGUGUAAGAAUUACGCUAAUAGAAUCACAAUACUUUUGGCUUAUACCAUAAUUUCCCAUGAAUUUAUGAAGAUAUACAUUCAAACUGUAAAGUUAUUAGGAAGUUAGUUAUUAUAUUUGCAGUUAAUGUAUAUUGCAUACAAUAAGAACAUUUCUACAUUGUCUGGCCAUCGUGUGAAUAGUUUUUCCUUGCCGUAUACAUUACUUCUUCAUACUUUCAGCACACAUAGGUUCCACUAGUACAUUACGGCAAUCCUGUAACUUCGUUUGACAUAACUCUAGCGAUUUCCAGUGAUUCCAGAUUCACCAACAGAAAUACUUGGAGACCUCGUCUUAGUAAAACCUCCAUUUAUAUGGAAAAUCUUUAGAAAUGAUUCUUUAGAAAAUGUAUUCUGUUUGGAUCACCACAGAAAUGUAAAACAUAUAACCCACGAUGCACCAAAUUAUAACUAAUAGAUCAAUCAAAAUUUAAGAUUAUGUAUAACACAAUGAGUUGACACAAAAUUCAUAUGCUAUAACAAACAAAUAAACGCCUUACGAAUAGCAGUAAUGAGAAGUCAUCUACACCACAUUUGGAUUGGGUUUAGGCGUCCCAUUGUGUAAACAUAUCGACACUACGGCGAUUUCGUUACGGAAGUUUCUAGGACUUAUGUUUCAUCGAGGUCCAAAACUGCUAGGAUAGAUAAAUGGAUAUGUAUGUAAGUAUAUAUGCAUGCUUGUGAAUGUAUGUAUGUAUUCAUGUGUGUAUGUCCACCUGUAAAUUAGUGAUUAGUAAAACAUAUUUAUUUGAUGCCAUCAACUAGUAUCCUUUUACAUUAAAAAAUUCAAUCAAUCUUGAGUAGAAUUAUGAUGUAACCGAUCGUGGAAUUAUUGGUACCAGUUACAUUCGAUGUAACCUGCUCAAAGCUGCAUAGAACCUAUUCUUCCCUGGCGUUCCUGUGUGAGUUAUGAGAAAUGGAUAUUUUAUAAACACCACAUCUACGGUCAUUGAUUUCACCGGUAUAUGUUAUCAAAUUCUUUUAUAAAGUAAAUAGAUUUUAAUGAUCUCACGGUAUAUGACUUUAAAUUUAUUACUAUGAAAAAUGCCAUGCCUGGUUUCCAGUGAAUACUAACACGAGGAAUGCGUAGUAAACCACCUGCAAAAAAAAAAAAAAAAGAA
Molecule: messenger RNA, 4661 nt
Organism: Octopus bimaculoides (California two-spot octopus)
Lineage: Eukaryota; Metazoa; Mollusca; Cephalopoda; Octopoda; Octopodidae
Product: BTB/POZ domain-containing protein KCTD16
Biological process (GO): protein homooligomerization
Molecular function (GO): protein binding
Source: RefSeq, a predicted model, not a curated record